Paramacrobiotus metropolitanus is the source of this 1649-nucleotide messenger RNA. RefSeq lists its product as uncharacterized. Lineage: Eukaryota; Metazoa; Tardigrada; Eutardigrada; Parachela; Macrobiotidae. The coding region runs from base 357 to 1301 and encodes 314 amino acids. The record is from RefSeq and is a predicted model, not a curated record. The transcript has 3 exons.
GCGGGAUAUUUCCGCAUUAUGCGAAGUUGCUGCAUAACGCCAACAAGAGCCAACAGCAUCAUGAUCGACGAGGUUGGAGGCACUACGUACACCAACUAGGUUCCGUCAUACUCUGUAUUUGGUCUGCAUUUCUGAAUAUCUGCCUGAUAUACAGCACCGGCGGUUAUGGUUAUCUCAUUUGGUUGACUUACAAUGGAAAAGAUAAAACAACCGAAAUACUGAUUAAAUGGUUUUUGGAGCAAUGGACUGUCGUCGCGCUGUUGACGAGUUUGCUUUUUAGUUUCAAAAGUCACAAGCUAUCCGCAGUCAUUGUUUGCUUGGAAACCGACCUCAACGGUGUUCAGCCGGAAACCUGGAUGAGGAAAAACAACAGUGUCUUUUAUAAACUGCUGGUUGUAGUUUUCGCCUUAUUGUUCAUUGUAUUGUCCGCAAUCUGGACCACCGUAAUUCUCGACCCGAUCGCUCAUAAAAUUACGUACGACAUUGUACGCAGAUCAUUGUUAGAGCUUGCUGACAUUCCGGUGAAUAUUAACAAUACGCUGGAUUUGAUGCGAAAUAUUACUCUGAAACUAAGGAAACUUGAUUUAUCCGACAGUCCCAGUUUGGCAAGCAACCAGGCUUCGGUGGUGUUGGGUUUAUUUUCCUUUUUUCCUCUCGUAUCUGGUCUGUUUGGAGUGCAGAUGGUGUUCAUUUUGAUCACAUUGCCGGUCCAUGCCGGUUUAUCUACUAUCAACCAAAAACUUGAGCACAUUUUUCAGGAUUUUGUCAGUACCUCGGAAGGGCUCAAUGAAAAAUUCUUUCAAGAGUUUCGCAGGCUGUCAUCGGAACACUUGAACCUGGCUGUACGUAUUCAGGAACUGGAUGAUAUUUUUGGACCUGCCCUUUUGUGGUUGUUUGUUUCUGAUAUGUACGUGAUUGUGUCUGGGAUUGGUGUUAUGAAAGGAAACACCAAUGGUCUGGGACCGUUUACCGCCGAAUUCUACACACCGGAAAAUUUUUUCCGAAUCGCCUGUCUAGGAAGUUGUCUUCUUGCAGUGCGGGUGUGGUGUGCAGUUCGUGUCCACGAAGAGGCGAACAUUUUUGGCGUUCGAGCUGCGGUGUUAAUGGAACAAAAAGGAGUAGCGGACAACUGCAGCCAAAAGAUGAUCCACCACUUGCAGCUCAUCAUCAACCGACUCGGAGUACUGAAGAACGCCUUCACUCUUUACCAAAUGUGUCCGCUAAAUAAAGAGUUCAUUGCAACGGUCAUUGGAGUACUGCUGACUUAUGUAACUUUAAUAUGGGAAAUGGACAAACAGUGAGCACUAAAUGGUUGUGGAUAGAACGCUGGCCACCGAACGAAUCACGAGCAUGACUUCUUUACUUUUCUGUAACUGAAGGUGCGUUCUGACUUUUGGGAGAAUCAUUGUGACCUUUGUGCUGUACCUGGUCCAGCGUGACCAACAUUCAAUAAUAACGAUAAAUGUACUGUAUUUACACGAUAUUGAUGAUUCUUGCCAGGAUGGCGCCCUGUGGCGGUUGGGAGCCGUGCGACUCAGGUGCGACGCGAAGUUGUCGUAGGCCCAUAGAAACUAGUGCUUAUCCCGGCACUUUUUAAACAGCGCGCGUUCGCAAACUGUACUGUUUGUUAACUGGACAUAUACAUGAAA